UUUUCAGAUAUUUUUUUUAUGUUAAAAUUCAACAUGAAUCUGGAAGUCAUACAUACAUUUAAUUCUUCCUCACCAUGUAUGUAGAAUCAUGCGCUUUAAUGAUUUCUGACGUCACCUCUUUUUCCGAUUUUUUUUUUUCUUGAAAAUUGUAAUUGAGCUUGUUUUGUUGUUUUAGUACCAACCUUGUUUCGUUUCUUCUUAUCUCUCUGUUUUGUGUUUUCACACCUCACCAAUUAUUUAUCUUGCACUGCUUCUUCUUUCUUUAAAUACCUCCCAACAUUUCUUGUUACAAUCGCCUCUCUCUCACACACACACACACACACACACACACACACACACACACACACACACUGAGAGAGAGAGAGAGAGAGAGAGAGAGAGACAAUGGCCAUGCAAAAAUCGAUGCUGAUGAGUGUAUUAUCAGUGUGCAUGUUUCUGCAGUUGUAUCCUCUUCAAGCAGCUCCUCAACUUUCUCUUGUCAACAAUCUUCCUGGAUUCAAUGGCACUUUCCCUUCAAAACACUACUCUGGGUAUGUGACAUUGAAAGGGAAUCCUGCAAAGAAUCUCUUUUACUACUUUGUAGUGUCGGAAAGAAAUCCGACAACCGAUCCUGUUGUUCUAUGGCUGAAUGGAGGACCUGGUUGCUCUAGCUUUGAUGGCUUUGUCUAUGAGCAUGGACCUUUUAAUUUUGAAGCAGCAAAGCAACAAGGGGGCUUGCCUGUUUUGCAUCUUAAUCCAUAUAGUUGGUCUAAGGUUGCAAAUAUGAUCUAUUUGGACUCUCCCGUUGGUGUUGGAUUGUCCUAUUCUCCAAACACAUCCUACUACGUAAACUCAGACUUAAAAACUGCAUCUGAAACUCAUCAUUUCCUUCUUAAGUGGUUUGAGCAAUUUCCGGAGUUUAGUGCCAAUCCAUUUUAUAUCUCGGGCGAGUCAUACGCUGGCAUUUACAUCCCUACUCUUGCUUCUAAUGUUGUCAAAGGAAUCAAAACCGGUGUUAAACCGAUUAUUAACUUUAAGGGGUACAUAGUGGGAAAUGGUGUGUGUGACCUUGAGUUUGAUGGCAAUGCACUUAUUCCAUUUGCACAUGGGAUGGGCCUAAUUUCUGACAAUAUGUUUAAGGAAGCUGAAGUUCUCUGCAAAGGAAUUUACCACAACUCGGUGAGCAUUGAUUGCCGGAAGACACUAUAUAAGAUUGAUUCGAUAUUAGAAGAACUGAAUAGAUACGACAUCCUCGAACCCUGCUUCCAUAGCGGUGAAAUAGAAGACGAAAAAAACAAGAGCCUAAUACCACAGAGCUUUAAGCAACUGGGGAAAACCGAGAGGCCGCUUGGUGUGAGAAAGAGAAUGUUUGGGCGUGCUUGGCCUUUCUACGCACCAGUCGAAGACGGGAUCAUUCCAUCGUGGCCACAGUUGAUGAGAAAGGUCCCAGUCCCCUGUUUGGAUGAUGUACAGGCGACUAUAUGGCUGAAUAAUGAUGCAGUUAGAGAAGCGAUUCAUGUUAAUCCGGAGAGUGGAGAGUGGAGUAUGUGUGUCGAUAUAAAAUACACGCAUGAUGCGGGGAGCAUGAUCAGUUAUCAUAAGAACCUGACAUCUAGUGGCUACAGGGCUUUAAUAUAUAGUGGGGAUCAUGAUAUGUGUGUUCCAUUCACUGGAACUCAAGCAUGGACAGAAUCACUCGGAUAUAAAACCGUUGAUGAGUGGAGAUUUUGGAAAUCCAACGGCCAAGUCGCUGGAUUCUUACAGGAGUACGCUAAUAAUCUCACUUUCCUCACUAUCAAGGGAGCUGGACAUACUGUGCCUGAAUACAAGCCUAGAGAAUCGCUCGAUUUUUUUAGUCGUUGGUUACAAGGGCAGCCGAUUUAAGUUCAUUAACAAAGAUGAUAUAGUAUACUUCGUUCUGAGAAAAAAAAAGACAUUAAACAGAUGCAUGAAUGAAAUUAUGUAGUGUCAAAGGUUGUCUUUUUGUAUCUUUUGAUGAAAUAAUUGAGAAAUGGCAAAAGUUAUAUGAUAUUUAUUAAA
This is a messenger RNA of Erythranthe guttata (spotted monkey flower), 2019 nucleotides long. Lineage: Eukaryota; Viridiplantae; Streptophyta; Magnoliopsida; Lamiales; Phrymaceae. The record is from RefSeq and is a predicted model, not a curated record.